ACACUGCCCACCCGUCUUACACCAAAGUUAGUAAUGACGAUCGGCAGCUUCUCGAUUACGACGAAGGCUGGUGAAGCAGAGGAGCUCCGACAUCUAUUUUCUGAGGACUUCAAUUCUACAGCUCGCUCGCAGCUUCUCAUCUAACACCGACACGCUCCAGAUUCGAGCCAGGUAUCGGGUUACCAUGUCGGGCUCCGGGCUGUCAGCCUUCCCUGUGGCACCGAUGCCGCACAUUGAACGUCCUCCGGCAUCUGGAUUAUAAUGUAGCCGCCAUGAUGAUGAGCUCUGCUUUGGGAGAGCUACCGCCGGCAUCGUACGAGGAGGAGUUCUACGAAUCCCUAGACCGAAUCUUCUCAUCCUCGUGCUCUUCUACCUCCGCCUCCGACGAUGAUACAGACUAUUACCAUUGCCACCGUUUCUCGCCACCGGCUGCGGCGGCUUAUGAGGUAUGGAUUACCGAUCCAGCGCCCGUCGAGGAGCGCCGGAGGCGUCUUCUUCAGAUGUUGGGACUCACCGGCGAUCCUGCCCUCUCCCGGUCGAAAAGUCCAAUCUCGAACUCCGGCGAAGAUGACUUCGACAGGUGGAAAAAUGGGGAUUGUGGAGAAGCUGCUAGAUCCGCAUCAUACAAAGCAGUUUAUCAACGCAUCGAUCCCUUUUCUUCUUCCGCCCUCUUCACUCGAUCCAGAUCCGACGGCACUGUUGAUUCCAUCACAGUACAAAGGCAGCUCCGCUUCUCGCCGUCUAUUUGGCCAGUAGUGUCUGAUGGAAUAGUCCGAGACGAGGAUGAUGAUGAUGAUGACCCGCGGUGCACUAUUAGGAACCUGGAUACGGGAAGAAAGUUUGUGGUGAAGGAAUUCAGGGAAGAUGGAAUGUGGAAUAAGCUAAGAGAGGUUGGGACUGGCCGGCAGCUAACAAUGGAGGAGUUCGAGAUGUGCGUGGGCCGGUCUCCGAUCGUUCAUGAACUCAUGCGGCGUCAGAACCAGAAUCCUAAUUCCUGUGCAGCUCCUGAUUCUCACGGUGGCGGUGGUCAGUUCACUGGAGGCGGCAUGGGAGUGAGAGUGAAGAGGAAAGGGAACUGGCUUAGGAGUAUUAAGAGCAUUGCCGACACCGUCGUUCACUACCGUGAAAAGAGGAGCAUCGAGGAGAGGGACUCUUCGUCUGAAAAGGGAGGGAGGAGGUCGAGCUCAGCCACGGACGAUAGUCAAGAGGGAUCCAACCAUAAUUUCCACGGCACUGAGCGGAUCAGAGUUAAGCAGUAUGGGAAGUCCUUGAAAGAGCUUAGUGGUCUCUACUUGACUCAGGAGAUUCAAGCGCAUAGUGGUUCUAUUUGGACCAUUGAGUUUAGCUUGAAUGGGCAGUAUCUAGCUAGUGCAGGAGAGGACUGCGUUAUCCAUAUUUGGCAGGUAUUGCAGUGCGAGAGGAAGGGAUUUCCGGCAAUGGAGGGAGCAGCAGGGGAGAAUGGGAGUAGCAAUCCGUUCUUGGGGGGUAUUAAUAAUGGGACGCCGGAAGUUGCGUUUGCUUUGGCCUGCAUUGAAACGAACCACUGGGAGAAGAAGAGGAGGACAAAGAUAACCAGUGGCAGGAAAUCUCUCGGUUUGGAAACUUUCAUGGUGCCAGAACACCUUUUUGCGCUCGAGGAGAGGCCUCUAUGCUCUUUUAGAGGUCAUCUUGAUGAUAUCCUGGAUUUAUCUUGGUCCAAAUCGCAGUACCUACUUUCAUCUUCAAUGGACAAGACAGUUAGGUUGUGGCAUAUGUCUAGCAUUUCCUGCCUGAAAAUUUUUUCACACAGUGACUAUGUGACUUGCAUCCAAUUCAAUCCUGUUGAUGACAGGUACUUCAUUAGUGGAUCUCUGGAUGAGAAAAUUCGGAUAUGGAGCAUACCAGAUCAGCGAGUUGUGGAUUGGAAUGAUCUUCAUGAAAUGGUUACAGCUGCAUGUUAUACACCUGAUGGGCAGGGUGCUCUAGUAGGCUCGCACAAGGGAAGCUGUCAUUUAUAUGAUACAUCUGAUAAUAAGCUGCAUCAUAAAACCCAAAUUGAACUGCAAAACAAGAAGAGGAAGUCCAACAACAAAAAAAUAACUGGUUUCCAGUUUUCUCCAGGGAGUAACUCUGAAGUACUUAUUACAUCUGCUGAUUCAAGAAUACGAGUUGUUGAUGGCGUAGAGCUCAUCCUCAAGUUGAAAGGGUUUCGCAACACAAGCAGCCAAAUCUCAGCCUCCGUAACCCAAAACGGAAAAUAUGUCAUCUGCGCCAGUGAAGAUUCCCAUAUUUACGUCUGGAAACAUGACACGGAUCCCAGACCAACCAGAAGCAAAGUAAACAUCAAUACCAGACAGACAUACGAGCAUUUCCAUUGCCGUGAUGUAACGGCCGCCAUUCCAUGGAUAAAUGCUGCCGCCACCACCUAUAACACCCCCGGCGAAACAACUCCUCAUGGCUUCAAAACCCCGCCACCGCCGCAGCCGCCCAUAAAUGGCCUUUCUCAAAACUCAAAACUUAGCCUCCAGCUUCUGGACGAAUCCAACGGCCAUGAGUCUAUUAUUGACUCGCUACGGCCACCCGGUAUUGUUGGCUCGAACACGAAUCAGUUCGGCGAUCGAGCUUCGGCGACAUGGCCGGAGGAGAAGCUGGUGGUGUCGUCAGAGCAGAGCAGUCCUGAGAGCAGCACGGAUCGGAGUGAUGGAGGAAUUCAUCUGCAAAGCAAGUCAGCUUGGGGAAUGGUGAUCGUCGCCGCCACGAGAGGAGGCCGGAUCAGAACAUUUCAGAACUUUGGGUUUCCUGUGAGAGUAUAAUAGUGCGUGUGGAAGUUGCUGGCAAGUUUAUCAGCUCUGCAGUAGAUUUGUAUAGAUAGAGGAAUAUAUGGCGAGGAGAUAUGUAAUAUCUGUUGUUUGUUAUGAUUUUAUUUUUAUUUUUAUUUUAUUUUUCAACCGCCUUCAAUUUGAAUUAAUGUGCGUCGUUUUGUUCCAGCUGAAAA
Phalaenopsis equestris is the source of this 2974-nucleotide messenger RNA. Its product is annotated as WD repeat-containing protein 44-like. The record is from RefSeq and is a predicted model, not a curated record. Gene Ontology annotation, molecular function: protein binding. The transcript has 7 exons. The coding region runs from base 273 to 2792 and encodes 839 amino acids. Lineage: Eukaryota; Viridiplantae; Streptophyta; Magnoliopsida; Asparagales; Orchidaceae.